Funneliformis caledonium is the source of this 1311-nucleotide messenger RNA. The record is from the annotation of a GenBank genome assembly. NCBI's taxonomy places the organism in Eukaryota, Fungi, Glomeromycota, Glomeromycetes, Glomerales, Glomeraceae.
AUGGAUAACAAACUAAAAUACAAAACCAACGAAAAUGGAACAAAAUAUGUUCCAAAAUACGACCUACAUGGUUGUACUAAAAAACAAGCAUGUAAAGAAGUAUAUAAUGUAAUCAUACAAUGUUUUGAACUCGAAAUAAGCUCAAUAACUUUCAUUACUGGCAGAGGAAAUCAUCAAAAUUUAAAUGGAGAACGAGCGGUGCUCUUCAAAAAUUUUCCAGUAUGGCUAAACGACCCAAAGAUAUCAAGCUUGAUUAAAGAUUGCAAACCUGGGGAUGGAUUUUACAAAGUUCUUCUUAACAUUGAGGAAAAUAAAAAUGCUAAGAAAAAUAAGAAAAGUAAGAAGGAUAAUAAGGCAAUUAAAGAAAUUAAGAAGAAUGUUAAAGAAAUUAAAGAAAUUAAGAAGGAUGUUAAGGAAAUUAAGGAAAAUAGGAAGAAUGUUAAGGAAAUUAAGAAAAAUAAGGAGAAGGUUAAGGAAAUUAAGGAAAAUAAGAUGGUUAAGAAAAAUAAGAGGAAGGUUAAGAAAAAUAAGAAGAAAGAUGAGGAAAUGAAUAGUGCUAAAAGUAUUGAGAGUGUGGAGGUGGCGAAUAUGGAGAAGAAAUAUGUUGAAAAGAACAAUUGCGUUAAGGAUGAACCGAAAAAGAGUAGUAUAUUUACGAAUGUAUUUGAACGAAUUUCUGUGUUAUUUCGAUCUGAACAAUUUUCUCCUCCUCCUUCACAACCUUCUUCAAAGAAUAAUGAAACUUCAACAGCAAAGCCAAUAAAGAAUACACAUUUUUCACAAUAUUAUUUUAAUACGUAUAAAGUUGUUAAAGACUUUGAAGGACAAGGUUUUACUAGAGGUCAAGCCAAGGCUAUUAUGAAAGCAGCAUUAACAGAUCUUCGUACAGAAAUGCAGAUGAUACGUAAAAAUAAUUUAAUUGAUCUAAAUUCAGAAAAUUCUCUGAUGCAAAGAGAAGUUACAUCAGUCUAUCAAAAAUUUCAAGAUGAUAUCGGUAAAAUGAAACAUUUCAUACAAUUAGAUAUAAAUAAUUAUAAAGCUGAUAUAAGAGAAGAACAAAAAAAAUUGGAAAUCAAGAUUCAAGAAAUUAAUAAUAAAUUUACUAUUACUUAUGGAGAUAUACGCACUGAUGUUGAAGCAUUAAAAUGGGAAACUACUAGGAUGGCAUUAAUGGGAAUCUUUGGAACAGCAGUUUUUGCUCUUGGUGUGAUGUUUUUUAUUUCCUAUAAAAAGUCAAAGGAAAUUUCAACCAUAAAAAACGCUAAAUCUAAUAAUGGAUCAGCUACAAAUGAAAUAUUAUUAAAUUAUUAA